Molecule: messenger RNA, 1407 nt
Organism: Aspergillus mulundensis
Lineage: Eukaryota; Fungi; Ascomycota; Eurotiomycetes; Eurotiales; Aspergillaceae
Gene: rvb2
Product: RuvB family ATP-dependent DNA helicase reptin
Exons: 3
Coding region: 1-1407 (468 amino acids)
Biological process (GO): chromatin remodeling; box C/D snoRNP assembly; regulation of transcription by RNA polymerase II
Cellular component (GO): Swr1 complex; NuA4 histone acetyltransferase complex; Ino80 complex
Molecular function (GO): DNA helicase activity; ATP binding; ATP hydrolysis activity
Source: RefSeq, a predicted model, not a curated record
AUGGCUGCGCCAAUCUCUACCGUUGCGGAAACCAAGGAGCUCCGGGGUCUGAACCUCAUCGCUGCUCAUUCACAUAUCAGGGGACUCGGUGUAGAUGGUGACUCUUUACAACCGCGGCCGGCAUCUCAGGGCCUUGUGGGUCAGGAAAAGGCUCGAAAGGCGGCUGCCGUUAUUCUCCAGAUGGUCAAGGAGGGCAAAAUUGCCGGACGGGCUGUUCUGAUUGCAGGCCCACCCAGCACAGGUAAAACGGCCAUAGCUAUGGGUAUGGCACAAUCCCUUGGGUCUGAUGUCCCAUUUACUAUGCUAGCGGCUUCCGAGAUCUUCUCCAUGGAGAUGUCAAAAACAGAGGCCUUGACGCAGGCUUUCCGAAAAUCUAUUGGAGUACGGAUCAAAGAGGAGAGUGAGAUUAUUGAGGGUGAGGUGGUAGAGAUUCAAAUUGACCGGAGUGUCACUGGUGGCAACAAACAAGGAAAGCUCACAAUCAAAACCACGGACAUGGAAACGAUAUACGAUAUGGGCACGAAGAUGAUUGAUUCAAUGACAAAGGAAAGGGUUAUGGCUGGAGACAUUAUCUCGAUCGACAAGUCGUCAGGCAAGAUCACCAAGCUAGGACGCUCUUAUGCCCGAUCUCGCGAUUACGAUGCGAUGGGCGCGGACGUCAAGUUCGUCCAAUGUCCCGAGGGAGAACUUCAGGUUCGCAAGGAGAUCGUACACACAGUGAGCCUACACGAGAUUGAUGUCAUCAACUCGCGUUCGCAAGGGUUUUUGGCGCUCUUCUCUGGUGAUACCGGUGAGAUUAGGAGUGAGGUCAGGGACCAGAUCAAUACCAAGGUCGCCGAGUGGAAGGAAGAGGGCAAGGCUGAGAUCAUCCCUGGUGUAUUGUUUAUAGACGAGGUGCAUAUGCUCGACAUUGAGUGCUACUCCUACAUCAACCGAGCCUUGGAGGCGGAGCUUGCUCCUAUUGUGAUUAUGGCAAGUAACCGCGGCCAUUCGCGGAUCCGAGGAACGACAUACAACUCUCCUCAUGGCCUGCCGCUUGACUUCCUUGACCGCGUCGUUAUCGUGAGCACACAGCACUAUUCAGCAGACGAAAUCAGACAGAUUCUGGCAAUCCGCGCUCAAGAAGAGGAGAUCGACUUGUCCCCAGACGCUUUAGCUCUUCUGACAAAGAUCGGCCAGGAGUCCAACCUUAGAUACGCCAGCAACAUCAUCACCACAUCACAUCUCCUCAGCCAGAAACGGAAAGCAAAGGAGGUCAGUGUUGAUGAUGUUCAACGAAGCUAUCGAUUAUUCUACGACCCCGCUCGCAGCGUCAAGUUCGUCAAUACGUAUGAGCAGCGAUUCAUCGGCGACCAAGGGAAUGUGAACUUCUCGGCGCCUAGUGGGGACGCUAUGGAGAUCUCAUAG